AAUCAGUAUAACAGGGGGUGUAACGUAUUAUUACCAUCCUCCGGAUAGGAUAACAAGCACCCAAUCUCCCAACUCGUCGCACUCUGCAACCGACAAAUCCGGACCCAUCAUAUUGCCGCUCAACACUUCAAAGCUGCCAGUCUCUCAUACGCGUAUAUCGGUGCGAUUUGUUUUAUAAUUCCUCGGUCGUCUCUCUAUCUGAUUAACAGUCCGCGCCGGCUUCCAUCAUUCCAUUUUGCGGCGUCUCGGUAGAGAAGGGGUCAUGGUCGGCUAGGUAGCCUGCAUCUGCGAAAAUGUUUUCGAAUUCUGGUGAACGCAAGUCCGUCGAUAGUCUAUCGCAAGUUGUAUCUCCUAAUUCACACCGAACAGACUUCCCCUUCCAUAGGCAAGGUUCUACAAGUGUGCAUUCUCAAAGACGAGGCUCGACGGCAAGCUCCACCCAUUCAACCGGAGGAUCGCUAGAUACCACAUCAGGUAGCUGGGCAGGUGAUGUAUUGGAAACAGGGCGAAAUUCGAUAUCGACAUUACUACAACCGCCGAUAGUACGAACGGGACUUCUACCGCAUACUUCCGCUCCAGCAUCAAGUGCCCACAAGCCUCCGACUGCACGCGAUAUCCCUCCAGUGACACUGACAAACAUCAAGCACGUUGACGCAGCAGAAUUCGAGCCCUAUUUAACUCAAGUCGUUGCAUUAUACGAACAAUUGCGAAGGGUGAAGGAGAGCGAAGAUGAAGCGGCAAAUAUCCCUCACAGAAGGAGCAGUAAAACGGACGAGUUUGCUGCCAUCUUUGAUGAGGGACACCUACGGGCGGGAAAGCCGCCAUCAGCAUCAAGGAGAAGCUCCGUCUCUAUAUCUUCGUUCUUGCCUAUAGAAGCCCCUAGUCCGAUUCGAAGAUCUAGUUCAGGAUUUGCGAGAAGACCGACGCAAGGGCCGCCGCCGUUGUCGACUAUACCUAAUGUGUAUUUCGGCGAAGACUUCCACUUAGAAAAUCCUCGCACGUUUGGCGUGGUCAGUGAGAGGUCGGAGGUUAUUCGACCACCGUCGGGGACGCUGGAUGAAAAGGCUUCAGCAAACGGAAAUGCAGCGGUACCACGGAAAGCCCUCGCGACAAAUGCGAUAUUACAGGAAAAGCUAUCCUGGUACAUGGACACAAUCGAGAUGCACCUCAUAGCUUCCAUUUCAACAGCUUCUACCACCUUCUUCACCGCAUUAGUUUCGCUACGGGAGCUUCACUCAGAAGUCGCUGACUCCGUCGAGAAAAUUAAGGCUUUUAAACAAGAGCUUGAGGCUUUAGAUAACGAGAUUGUAGUCAGCGGGUUAAACGUCAUCCAGAUGCGACAACGGCGGGGGAAUCUCCAACAGCUACACGAUGCAGUCCUACAACUAAAACGUAUUAUUGACGGCAUUGCUACCUGCGAGUCUCUCGUCGAAGAUGGAGAAGUAGAGAAGGCCUUAGAAAGUAUCGACUCUCUCGAGAAGCUCAUUGCUGGCGAGCCAGAUCAUUCGAAAAAGCCUUUAACGAUAGGUGGAUUUGAUAUCCAACCAAGAGAUCUUAGGGGUGCAACAGCGCUACAAGGCGUCAACGACGAUUUGGGUACUUUACGACUCAGAAUCGGCAAACUUUACGAAACACGAUUUCUCAGUCUACUUACGGGAGACCUCCGGUGCCACUCUGAAGUUGUCUCCACGCAGGAGGUACUCAUACGCUGGACCAGUGCCUUCGUGCGGUCUCGAGGCGGCCGUAUGCGGGAGCCUUCUGUCUUCCCAUCCUAUAUGAGCUCAACAGACGGUCUUCGGUCCGAGCUACUUGAAAGCUUAACCGGCUUACACCGAGCGAAGCACCUCACUACUGCUGCCACAUCCUAUAGAGAGGCCGCACUAAAAGAAAUUCGCAAUCUAGUUCGGCGGCCUCUACCUACUUCAAACGAUGAUGACAACGAGUCAAUGGUCUCUUCGUCAACCGUGACAGGAAGGAGACAGUUGUCCCAGCAACAGAAAUCGACCAUUCUAGCUCGCCAUCUACGAGCUCUUGAGCCUAAAGAUGCUGAAGAACUACUGGUCAAAAUUUAUAUUAGCGUUACUGAGACCCUGAGGAGGUUAACGACACAAGUCAAGCUGCUGCUAGACGUUUCCAGCUCGUUAGGUGACGACUGCAGUCCUUCAAGGCUAAGAUCUCCUCAGAUGAAGUCGCCACUUCCUAGUCCUACCGCUAAGUCUUCUAUUGCCGCGCUUAAGGCACAAGAAAUCCAUAAAGCGAUAGACCUACCAAACCUCCUAGGUCAAGCUAUAGAUGUCGCACAGGAUAAGAUUAUAAAGCUCCUCCGGGUUCGUUCAGAGCAGAGUACACAUCUAUCACCAAUCUGGUUCCUCCGAUAUUUUACUCUAAACCUCUACUUCGCUAGCGAGUGCGAAUCAAUCUCUGGGCGGAGCGGUACAACCCUAAAUACAGUCGUUAAUGGGCAAAUCAAAGACUUUCUACAGCAGCAUAGCGAUACGGAGAAGCAAAAGCUUGCCCAGGGUAUGGAAUCCGACCCAUGGGAGGCAAAGGAUUUUUCAGAGAAAGACACAGCCGAGCUCAACAGGAUUCUAUCCUGUAGUACAAAGGACCCGGCUGAAUGGUCGGAUGAUCUGAAAAUUUGGGUUCCGUAUUCAGAUGAUGAUCCCGAGUCUAUCAAUGGGGCUGAUGAUCCGCAUCCCAAUGGCGGCGGCAAAACCAGGAUUAGGAACGCGUCCAUUGACGACGAAACAUUUGUACUUCCUAGCUCCGCAAUUCUUUGCAUGGAUGGCAUAUCCCACUUCUUGCAACUGAUAGUUGGCAUCCCAUCGAUGACCUCAGAGAUCGGGGCGUCAUUAGUCUCCUAUCUCCAGCUUUUCAACUCACGCUGCGCAGAACUUAUCUUGGGCGCAGGGGCUAGACGGUCUGCAGGCUUGAAGAACAUUACCUCGAAGCACCUAGUUCUCGCAUCGCGGGCGUUGGCAUUCAUAGCAACCCUGAUCAGCUAUGUCCGCGAGUUUGUCAGACGCUACGCCGAAGGUGGUGCUGCUGCCUUGAGUGUCGUGGAGUUUGACAAGGUCAAGCGUCUCUACCAAGAGCACCAGAACAGCAUUUAUGACAAGCUAGUCGAGAUCAUGAGUCGCCUGGCCGCCUUGCAGGUAAAGGCUAUGAAAACUAUUGACUGGGACGAUGGCCAGAAGAAUGUGCACCCCUACAUGGCGGCGUUGGCCAAAGACACGACCUCGUUGCAUCGCAUCCUAACUAAGACCCUACCAGAAGGAACUAUUCGUAUGCUCAUGAGUCCGGUCUUUAUCAGUUAUAAGGUUCAGUUCGGCAAAGCGUUCCAGGAGGUAGAUCCCAAGACGGAAUUCGGUCGGGACAGGUACGUCUAUAUGUGCCCUAAGCAGCUUACAGCAUGUGCUAACUCGGCACAGUAUGCUACAUGACGUCGAGUUCUUCGGAUCUAAACUAGGCAAGAUGGAUGGCUUUGGUGAUACUGGAGAAUACCUGACCACAAUUAUCAAGUCCAAGCGAGUCAAGAGCGAAGCGCCAGCCGCUCCAGUCGCCGCCGAACCAGAAAAGAAAGAGACGGAAGAGACGGUAAAAGAGGAGGCAGAAGCAAGAAGUGGAGGAGGUAUGGGCUAAAGGAGAU
Messenger RNA from Durotheca rogersii, 3649 nucleotides. Its product is annotated as Vps54-like protein-domain-containing protein. Gene Ontology annotation, cellular component: GARP complex. Bases 294 to 3443 code for a protein of 1049 amino acids. The transcript has 3 exons. The record is from RefSeq and is a predicted model, not a curated record. Lineage: Eukaryota; Fungi; Ascomycota; Sordariomycetes; Xylariales; Xylariaceae. Gene Ontology annotation, biological process: Golgi to vacuole transport; retrograde transport, endosome to Golgi. Gene Ontology annotation, molecular function: syntaxin binding.